This is a messenger RNA of Scatophagus argus, 1926 nucleotides long. RefSeq names its product zinc finger protein 436-like. The record is from RefSeq and is a predicted model, not a curated record. NCBI's taxonomy places the organism in Eukaryota, Metazoa, Chordata, Actinopteri, Scatophagidae. The transcript is spliced from 2 exons. Gene Ontology annotation, biological process: regulation of transcription by RNA polymerase II. The coding region runs from base 171 to 1355 and encodes 394 amino acids. Gene Ontology annotation, molecular function: RNA polymerase II cis-regulatory region sequence-specific DNA binding; DNA-binding transcription factor activity.
ACAUGCGCGCACGUCAGGGGUUUGUUUAUGUGUGCUUCCGUAGCAUCUAAGCUAGCACCAAACGGAAUUGACUCUGUAAACCAUAGACAUAAUAAAGAGUUUCUUUAAUAUGUCUAUGCUGUAAACUGCUUCUCGUGCUAAUUCUCAUUCAGUGGAACAUUGACUUCAAAAUGUCUACUCGGCUGCAUCUCAGGGCUGUGGUAAACGAGCGACUGGCAGCCGCUGCUGAGGAAAUAUUUCAGGUUUUUGAAAGAACUAUCGCAAAAUAUGAAGAAGAAGCCUCCAGUUUCAAACAGGAGAUUGAACGACUAAGAGGUCUGCUGCUGGAGUUUGUACCAAAGCAGAAAACAGACAUCUCUCAGUCGGCCAUCUGCAAAGAGGAAACUCCCCCCGAGCUGCACCACUGUGAGCACGAGCUGAGCCCCAGCGGGGACCCAGAGCCUCGACACGUUAAAAAGGAAGACGAUGAACUCUGGGCCGGUCAGAAACAUGAAGAAGAAGAAGAAGAAGAGGCUCAAGAGGUUAAGGUUGUUGGUGACUCAUAUCUGCCUGAUUCAUCUGACUGGGAGCUGAAUGAGCAGGAGAACACAAAACCACCUUUGCAACCUCAGACUGAAAAUGGUGAAAGUGAGACGCACUUUCAGGAUCUGCGGGAAACUAAAACGAUACAGGUCUUUCUACCUCUUCCCUCAACUUCACAAACUCUGAUCCAACAUGAAAGCUUGCAGGACGUAAGGGAAAACGAAAGACCUGCUGAAAGUUUUGCAAACCAACUGCAGACCGAUGGAAGACAAAACUCCUGUAUCACUUCCACAAAAUCCACCGAGUCAAUUCAUUUGAAUGCAGUGGCACCUCAUCGUUGCAAUGCGUGCGACAGAUCUUUUUCCUCCAAUCAGAAUUUGGUAAAUCAUGCUUUUCGGAUACAUUUAAAGGACACAGAUGUCCUCUGUGCUGUGUGUGGAAAGACCUUAGAGUCCACUGAAAGUCUCACCGUGCACCUUAAGUCACACAAGGGCUCAAAAUGUUGUCACAUGUGUGGUAAACACUGCAACAGUGCGACCUCUCUGACUGAACACAUGGCCAGCCAUGCUGGCGUGAAACUCCAUCGCUGUCAUGUUUGUGGGAAAGAGUGCAGCCGGAAAGCAGACUUAAAGAUACAUUUGAGGAUUCACACGGGCGAGAAGCCUUUCUGCUGCUCUUACUGUCGUAAACAUUUCACCCACAGUGGACAUCUAAGGAAGCACAUGAGAAGCCACACAGGAGAGAGACCGUACAGGUGUGACAUCUGUGGCAGAGGGUUUCUACAGAGUACACACCUAAAAUACCACCUACGGACUCACGCUCAAAAAUAUUAACGCUUUCGUCCACGUGGGAGUGGAUUUGUCAAACCUCUGAGAACAAUACGAAAAUGUUUUAAAGAGAAACUAAAAAGUUAUUUCUUCUUAUUCCUUCAGCUAAAUGUGAAAUUCACCUUCAAGAACAAGCUCUUGUGUGAGUAUGCUCAGAGCAGGAAUAGCAACAACAAUUUAAACUACAUCUGCUGUAUUUAUUUUUAAAAAAUCCUCAGAUUUUACUGAGAGAUGUUUUUUUGAACAGUACAAUCUGUGUAAAUCUCUUUGUAACCCAUUAAAAUGCCUGUAACCGAAACAGAAAGAAAACCAAACUAGAUUUUCUUCAUAAAAAAACCUUAAAACUACCUUUUGGUUGCUGGUUGGAUUAGCUUUAGUCCAAAGUUUCACUUUUAGCAGUUAGAAUGCAUACAAGCCCUGAGUUACACAUGGACAAAACUACUGGAGCACCUGUUCAUUACACCAACAGGGAUUUUAAUGACAUUGCAUUGUAAAUACACAGACAGCUGUGCAGCUCUAACAGCUUGCACUCUUCUGUGAAGGCUUUCCACAACAUGUUGGAGUGUUUCUCUGGGAA